This is a messenger RNA of Aspergillus affinis, 327 nucleotides long. RefSeq lists its product as uncharacterized. Bases 1 to 327 code for a protein of 108 amino acids. The transcript has a single exon. The record is from RefSeq and is a predicted model, not a curated record. Lineage: Eukaryota; Fungi; Ascomycota; Eurotiomycetes; Eurotiales; Aspergillaceae.
AUGCCCACUCAAACCCGCCAAACCGACCUCCUCAAUAACCCCCCUACCUCUAAAACCGCUGCCGAUAACCCAUCCUCCUCCGCUCGCGACCCUCUCACCUCCAACCAAGAAGAAACUCUUUCUCCCACCACCCGCGAUGCGAGCUCUGACUCCGGACCUGAACAUCCCAGCAAAGUCACCGGCCAGUAUCACUCGGUGAAAGGAACUGUUGUGGAGAUGAUUGGGAAUACGACGGGUUCUGAGGCGUGGAGGGAGUCGGGGAGACGGGAACAUGAGCAGGGUGAGAGGGAGUUGGAGGAUGCGGAGCAGUUGUUUCCUAUUGAAUAG